Molecule: messenger RNA, 3047 nt
Organism: Anneissia japonica
Lineage: Eukaryota; Metazoa; Echinodermata; Crinoidea; Comatulida; Comatulidae
Exons: 9
Coding region: 131-1855 (574 amino acids)
Cellular component (GO): nucleus
Source: RefSeq, a predicted model, not a curated record
UGCAAGUCAAUAUGGCGCGAGCCAAUACACACUAUUGAGGCGUCAAAACAUCAACAUUUCCUGACGAAACGAGUGUGUUCUUCCCGUAGUAAGUGGACAUAGAGCUAAUGUUUCUACUUGUAAUUAUGUUAUGAACAUUUCAGGUGCUGCUAAAAUGGAUAAGAAAUUAGCUAUGUUCAAAGAUCUGGGGAGGCCCACUUUGAGAGGUGUAAAGAAAUGUCCAAAUUGUGGUACAUACAAUGGAAUACGUGGACUAAGCUGCAAAAACAAAGCCUGCAAUAUGGUUCUCAAAGGAAACGGACGCAAAAGCGGACAUAGUGCUGAUGCCGUCAAAGUUAUUACAGGCUCCACGGUUCAGGUAUUUUCCGUACGUUUGCGAGAUCGGGGUCCAGAUUAUAGAGGGUUUGUACAGCUGCCCUUGAAACAGGAGUUAGCGGGCCAAGCACAUAAUGUUGAUGCUUGGAAUAACUUGGUUUCACAGAGCGGACGUUGCUUUGUAGAAACAUGUCAGAAGCCCCCUGUGAUGGUAAACCAAAUACAGACUUUACCACCUCCUUGCCCACAUAUACGCUUAGCCCUGGACUGCGAAGAAGAAGCUACGCCACUGACUCUUAAGAACUCGGUCUUAAAUGCAUUACCGGUAUCAAAUGAAAUCAAGCAGUCCAUAUGGCUACUGGCAACGGAAACAACUGGCCCACUGGUGCAGAGGGUCACUAAGAAUGUCAUGGUUGUUAAGUGCAAGACCAAUCCGAAGCAGCCCCUUGGAUUUUUGCACUUUUCUUUCACCUCAAGUAAUAAAAAAAAUGGCGUAACUGAACAUCGUUUUCAGUGUAUGUGCAAACAAUUCAAGAACUUCUUUAAGAAUUUGAUUGGAGGGGAAGAUCAGAGGAGGAGAUGUGUACAUUUUUAUGCAUGUAUUUGUGCCUUUGCCAGUGAGGAAACAUUAGCCAAAGAAUUUGAAUAUUACAUCCAUCUAGACACAACAGGACUGGAGAAAUUAAUUCCAUCAGAUGAACAAGUGUUGCAGGCAGCUGCAGCCCUGGAAGAGGAUUCUGCUGGUGUAAAGAGGAAAAGAAAAGAUGAUACUCUAGUGCAGGCAAGUAGUGCUUUACUAACGCUGCAUGACAGUGCUAAUUCGAAUGCGCAACUGAAACGAACUCCAAGCAAGAAGGUUACACCACAGGCAAGUUGUAGUCCUGCAAAACAGCCAACCUUUCUGAGUGUCGAGGGUGCUAUUCCAGUUAUAACAUUUGUGGAUUGGCUUGGUAGCGUCACCGAAAGAGUUAAUCAAACCAUGCACUUCCAAUUCGAUGGAAAUCCAGAACCUCUGGUAUUCCACGUUCCACAGGUGUUUUUUGAUUGCCUUCAACAACGAAUAUCAGCAGGAAGUAAAAAGCGUCGCCUUCCAAACUCGACGACUGCCUUUAUACGCAAAGAUGCGCUACCCCUCGGCACAUUCUCAAAAUACACCUGGCAUAUAACAAGUAUACUGCAUGUUAAAUCAAUCUUUGACACACCUGAGAUGCCACUCGAUAUUACUAGAAGUUUUGUUCAAGAUCGUGACGGAAAAUAUCUCUUAUAUGUAACACCAAAAGUGGAGGUUGAAACUAUAGCUGAGUCAUUCCGGAAAGCUGAUGGCCAAGUGGCAAUAAAACCGUGUGAAUUGAAAACUUACUUAAAAGUUGGUAAUACGUCACCUGACCAAAGGGAACCAACACCUUUUAUCAUUGAAUGGAUUCCUGAUAUUCUGCCAAAAUCUAAAAUAGGAGAGUUACGAAUCAAAUUUGAAUAUGGACACCUUCGUAAUGGUCAUGUUGAGCAUCGGCUGACUCUUCCGGCCGAGCCUGUUACAUGAAAGUGAAUAAAUACUGGUUUAAUUUAGUUAUAAAUGUUUAUCAUUUUUUGUAACUAAUGUAUCAAUUAUAAACUAUAAGUUUUUUUAAUUUAAAUAAUUUAUUUUAUUGUUUUAAUACAAUAUGUUUAUAUUAUUUAAUGGUACAUUUUUGUCACAAAUAAAAUACAUAUGGGCAGAUUUUACGCGCAUUAAAGAUUAAACUUAGUUGUUAAUAUUGAUUCCUCUCAAAAAAUGUUUGACUAAUCACUGCAAGCUCAGCUGUGGAUUCAAAGGAGACCCCAGGUCCCCUACAUUUGUCAAAAAAAAUGUUUUAAAUGGAGCCAUCAGCUAAAGCUGCCAUAAUCAUAAAUUUUCUUAUCUCAUCCCCAACCAUGGUGGUCAAAGUCUCUCUCUGGUACAUCUAUUUCAAAUUCUUGGAUCUACACAGAGUGGCUAACUGGAUGGAAUAUGGCGAAAAGGAGCUAUAUCAAAAUGUGGGAUCAAACACAUAAUAUUGAAGGUUGAGAACCAAGAUUGUAGUAAUCUGAGUAUCAGGUGUAAGGUACGACAGUCAAACUAACCAGUGACAAGACCAUUUAGCCAACAAAAUUUUAAAGGUCCGACAAUGCGGAUGAAUAUUAAGCUAAUAUCUGUCAUUUAAAAACAAUUUCUUCAUAAAUUCAUACUAGACCAUUGAUUGUUUAAUUAAUUGACUUUAAUAGUUAUUUCAAUGUUAGAAAUUCCAUAGAUAACUAGCCUGCUGUCUUAACCACAAGUUAAACAUUUUUAAAUGUCUGAGAUUUUAUUGUAGUCUUUCUCCUCACAAAUAAAGGAGUUAUUUUUUAGGUGAUCUGAUCAGUUCAUUAGCAGGGGCUUUACAAUAAAUGCCAUGAAAUCUGUCAAAAAAAAACAAAAAAAAAACCCAAAUUGCUAUUUUAUGUCAGAUAAGAGCCUACCUCCCCAUAAUUUGUCAGUAGUUUCUCUUAUGCUUCAUUAAAAUAAUUCCCCCAUCAAAUAGCCAGGCCUAAGAAGAAUCUAAGUGCCUGGGUGCUCUGCAAGUAGAUCAUCAAUUUUCUACUGCAGUGUUUCAACAAUCAAAAGGUCCACUGAUUAAUCUCAGAUAAGAUAGUAUAAUACAUAUUCCAAGCAUGGAGGAAAUAAUUUCCUCCAUGCUCCAAGUAUCGAAAUGCACGCCAUAGUGUCGGGAUUCAAU